GUUCUUUCAGUUUCCCAUUCAGAAGUACAAUAGAACUCAAAGAGCCCUCAUUCAUCGCUUCUCUAUUUCUCUUUCGCUCACAUGUACUGACCAGUACUGGUUUUCCACUUUUCUGUGGCGAAUAUCUUCCAAGAUCUCACCUUUGGAAUUCACGAGGUAAUUGUUUCGGAAUAACAUUAAGAAGAUGGAACACUCUGAGGAUAUUGGAGGUGAACAUCGGGAGAAACACGAUGAUGAGGAAGCUGUUGCUCGUCUUGAGGAAUUUAAGAAGUCCGUUGAAGCAAAAAUGGUCCUGCGACAGAGUAAUUUGAACCCUGAAAGGCCUGACUCAGGUUUUCUCAGGACAUUGGAUUCUAGCAUUAAGCGCAACACGGCUGUUAUUAAAAAACUAAAGCAAAUAACUGAGGAGCAGCGAGAAGGUUUGAUGGAUGAGUUACGUGGUGUCAACCUAAGCAAAUUUGUUAGUGAAGCAGUAACUUCAAUUUGUGAUGCGAAGCUUAAGACUGCAGACAUACAAGCUGCUGUUCAGAUCUGCUCUUUAAUUCAUCAAAGGUACAAAGACUUUUCUUCUAGUCUGGUUCAAGGUCUCUUGAAAAUUUUCUUACCUGGAAAGUCCACCGAGGACUUAGAUGGAGACAAAAAUUCAAAGGCCAUGAAGAAACGGAGCACACUAAAACUUCUAUUGGAACUUUACUUUGUUGGUGUUGUAGAAGAUAGCAGCCUCUUUACAAAUAUUAUUAAGGAUCUCACUAGCACGGAACAUUUUAAGGAUCGUGAUGCAACCCAGACAAAUUUAUCCCUUCUUGCUAGUUUUGCUCGACAAGGAAGAUAUCUUCUUGGACUGCCUCUGACUGGACAAGAUACGCUGGAAGAGUUUUUCCAGGGACUUAAUAUUACAGCCGAACAGAAAAAAUUCUUUAGAAAGGCAUUUCUAACCUACUAUGAUGCUGCUGUAGAACUACUUCAGGCAGAACAUGCAUCUCUCCGCCAAAUGGAGCAUGAUAAUGCGAAGAUUUUAAAUGCUAAAGGUGAACUGAGUGAAGAAAACGCCUCUUCAUAUGAAAAGCUGAGAAAAUCUUAUGACCAACUGUAUCGUGGUAUCUCUUCAUUAGCAGAAGCACUUGACAUGCAACCUCCUGUGAUGCCUGAGGAUGGUCAUACAACCAGGGUCACGUCAGGGGAGGAUGUUUCGUCUCCUGGUGUAGGCAAAGAUACUUCUUCUCUGGAAGCCUUGUGGGAUGACGAAGAUACUAGAGCUUUCUAUGAGUGCCUGCCAGAUCUCAGAGCAUUCGUUCCAGCUGUAUUGUUGGGAGAGGCAGAACCAAAGUUGAACGAGCAAUCUCCAAAGACUCAAGAACAACCUAGUGAUCUGACUGCUGAAUCAGAUAAAGGUCAGGUAGCUACUCAAGAUACUGCAGAGGUUUCUUCUGAUUCUGGAGCUUUACAGGAGGAUAAAGAUGGCAAAGGGAAGGAUAAAGAAGAAAAAGACAAAGAAAGGACCAAAGAACCUGACAAAGAGAAGGGAAAAGAAAAUGAUGCUGAAAGAAGAGGAGAAAAUGAAAAGGAUAAAGUUAAAGGUCUUGAAGGAACAAAUCUUGAUGCUUUGCUACAGAGACUUCCAAGCUGUGUGAGCCGUGACUUGAUUGAUCAGUUGACUGUAGAGUUUUGCUAUUUAAACUCGAAGGCCAAUAGGAAAAAGCUUGUGAGGGCUUUGUUCAAUGUUCCUAGGACAUCUCUUGAGCUAUUGCCGUACUAUUCACGAAUGGUCGCCACACUGUCAACUUGUAUGAAGGAUAUCUGUUCCAUGCUUUUACAGUUGUUGGAGGAAGAGUUCAACUUUUUAAUAAAUAAGAAGGAUCAAAUGAACAUCGAAACGAAGAUCAGGAAUAUACGUUUUAUUGGAGAACUUUGCAAGUUUAAAAUUGCAUCAGCAGGCCUUGUUUUCAGUUGUCUAAAGGCUUGUUUAGAUGAUUUUACUCAUCAUAAUAUUGAUGUUGCUUGCAAUCUUCUUGAGACAUGCGGUCGCUUCCUCUAUCGGUCUCCUGAGACUACUUUACGCAUGUCUAACAUGUUAGAGAUAUUGAUGCGCUUGAAAAAUGUCAAAAAUUUGGAUCCUCGUCAGAGCACUUUAGUGGAGAAUGCUUAUUACUUGUGCAAACCACCAGAAAGAUCCGCCCGGGUCUCUAAAGUUCGUCCUCCACUGCAUCAGUACAUUAGGAAACUUCUUUUUUCGGAUCUUGAUAAGUCUACGAUUGAGCACGUGCUGAGACAGUUACGUAAACUACCUUGGACUGAAUGUGAACCGUACAUUUUGAAGUGUUUCUUGAAGGUUCAUAAGGGAAAAUAUGGUCAGAUUCAUUUGAUUGCAUCCCUCACUGCUGGUUUGAGUCGCUAUCAUGAUGACUUUGCUGUUGCUGUUGUUGAUGAGGUUUUGGAAGAAAUCAGGCUAGGAUUAGAGUUGAAUGACUAUGGUAUGCAGCAACAACGGAUUGCCCACAUGCGUUUCUUGGGGGAAUUAUACAACUAUGAGCUUGUCGACUCAUCUGUUAUUUUUGAUACACUCUAUUUGAUUCUCGUUUUUAGCCAUGGUACUGCAGAGCAAGAUAUAUUGGAUCCACCAGAAGACUGUUUCCGCAUCAGGAUGGUUGUCACACUUCUUGAGACUUGUGGGCAUUAUUUUGAUAGAGGUUCGUCAAAGAGGAAACUUGAUCGUUUUUUAGUACAUUUCCAGAGGUACAUAUUAAGCAAAGGUGCACUGCCCCUGGAUAUUGAGUUUGACUUGCAGGAUUUAUUUGCUGAAUUACGCCCCAACAUGAUUCGAUAUUUAUCAAUUGAAGAAGUUAAUGCUGCACUAAUUGAACUUGAAGAACAUGAGCUUAGAGUUUCAUCUGAGAAGGCUCACAAUGAUAAGCAUUCAGAUGCAGAAAAGCAUCGUAGAAGGACUUCAUCUGGCGCUUUAUCUGUGAAUGGACAAAUCCUUGCAAAUGGCAUGGAGGAAAAUGUUGAAUUGCAUGAAGAGUUUGCAGGGGAGACUGAUAGUGAAUCUGGGAGUGGCACUGAGCACGUUGAUAAUGACGAAGAGUCAGAUGAAGAUAAUGAUGGUGAAAGUGAUGAUGACUAUGAAGAUGGAGGUGAACCAGCUUCUGAUGAGGAUGAUGAAGUGCAUGUCAGGCAGAACGUGGCAGAAGUGGACCCUCAGGAGGUAGCUGAUUUUGACCGAGAACUUCGUGCUCUAAUGCAGGAGAGCUUGGAUUCCCGAAAAUUGGAGCUGCGAUCACGACCUACAUUAAACAUGAUGAUACCAAUAAAUGUGUUUGAGGGCGCCACCAAGGAGCAUCAUGGGAGAGGGGUUGAAGGAGAAAGUGGUGAUGACACUACAGAUGAAGGGACUGGAGGAACAAAGGAGGUUAGGGUAAAGGUCCUUGUGAAGCGGGGGAACAAACAACAAACAAAGCAAAUGCAAGUUCCUCGGGAUUGGGUCCUGGUACAGAGCACAAAGCAGAAAGAAGCGGCUGAGCUUGAAGAAAAACAAGAUAUCAAAAGGCGUGUCCUAGAAUACAAUGAUAGAGAAGAGGAGGAACUCAGUGGAGGGACCCAACCAUCUGGGUGGACACCGAGUGGUGGAGGUAGAGUUGUGAACCGCGGCCACACAUGGGAAGGGCAUGGUCGAGCUUCUGGAUCGCGUCAUCGGAAUUUAUAUCAUUCUGGUGGUGGGCAUUAUUACGGUAGAAGAAAGUGAGAGUCAAGUAAUAUUACUAAGUUGUAGACAUCUUCUCUUGCAGCAGUCCCUUAAGUUCUUCCUCACUAGCAACAUGGGUACAUACUUCUAACAACCAAGAUGGCACUAUCAUGAUGAUAGGCCAUUUUAUUUUUGGCCAAGGGAGUUUCUCGUGUUGUACAGGACAAGGAUGACUGUCUAUCUCAGUAUGCUAGUAGGUUGUGGAUUGGAAAGUUCAUUGUUGCUUUUUCGAAAAAAGGUAUGAAGGCGAAUACUUUAUAGCAUUAUUGUGAUGAUUAUUCUUAAUGUCUGGUUUUUAUAGCUACUACUCAUACAGCUUUUGAGCUUACAUGAAUGAAUCUUAGAUAUGUAGGGUU
This is a messenger RNA of Olea europaea var. sylvestris, 4095 nucleotides long. Its product is annotated as regulator of nonsense transcripts UPF2. Bases 185 to 3739 code for a protein of 1184 amino acids. The transcript has 18 exons. The record is from RefSeq and is a predicted model, not a curated record. Gene Ontology annotation, molecular function: RNA binding; protein binding. Gene Ontology annotation, cellular component: exon-exon junction complex; cytoplasm. Gene Ontology annotation, biological process: nuclear-transcribed mRNA catabolic process, nonsense-mediated decay. NCBI's taxonomy places the organism in Eukaryota, Viridiplantae, Streptophyta, Magnoliopsida, Lamiales, Oleaceae.